Peronospora matthiolae is the source of this 735-nucleotide messenger RNA. The record is from the annotation of a GenBank genome assembly. Lineage: Eukaryota; Oomycota; Peronosporomycetes; Peronosporales; Peronosporaceae.
AUGCACACGCCGGCGGACAGUAAUUCGAAGCUGAUCAAGAUGGGUCAAGAGGAAGCGUUUGUACCAAAGUACCCAUACCGUGAGCUGGUGGGCGCUUUAAUGUACAUCGCCACAUGUACACGACCGGACAUUGCGCAUGCGGUUGGCGAAGUUGCGAAGUUUUGCGAGCGCUACGACAAGUCGCAUUGGACAGCAGCAAAGCGGAUUCUCAAGUAUCUCAAGACGACUCAAGACUUAAGCAUCGUUUUCAGCGGCAUCAACAAGGGAGAGCUGAUUGGAUUUGCGGAUGCAAACUGGGCUGGCGACCUCGACACGCGGCGUUCGACAACAGGAUACGUUUUCUUCCUGAACGGAAGCGUGAUAUCGUGGAACUCGAAGCGUCAACCAACGGUCGCGACCUCAAGUACGGAAGCAGAGUACAUGAGUCUGUACAGCGCGACGCAGGAAGCAAUUUGGCUUCGAGGUCUGCUCAAGGACCUGAACUACUGUGCCAAGAACGCGACGACGAUUUUUCAAGACAAUCAAGGUUGCAUCGCGCUGGCCAAGAAUCCUGUGUACCACUCGCGCACGAAGCACAUCGACAUCAAGUUUCACUUUUUGCGUGAAAAGGUUGCAAGUGCAGUUAUCGCGCUAGAGUUCAAGCCGACAGAAGAAAUGGUCGCGGAUGGAUUCACCAAAGCACUAUCAAGAGACAAGCACAGCAAGUUCAUCACGGGUUUGUGCAUGGCGGUGUAG